GAAAGGCAUGAAAUAUAUAUAGAAAAAUAUCUGAAGAUAUUUAAGAUGUUUAUAAGGUAAAAGCUAAGAUGCCAGCAAAAAUUGUUUUAAUUUCUUCCCAAAUUCAGGUCAAUUUUUUUUACGUUCCACAAGAUAGCAUACCAACUGUGUAUUCUAAUUUAUCAAUCUAUAUAAAAAAUUUCAUUCAAUUUUAGUUUGACAAAAUUCUUCAAUGGCAAAAUAGGAGAAAUCACAAAACUAGUUAAAUAUAGCCCAGAGGGCAUAACCUUCCUUUCCCCACAAAACAAAUAAUGAGUUUGAUCAAGGUCAAGGUUGAACAUAUUUGGGAGCUUCACUCAUUUAAGAAUUUUAAUUUUUCCAGCCAAUCAAACAGGUCAGAACUAUCAAAAGAUACAAAAAUUCAAAUUUCACAUAUUUCAUUCAUCCGAGAGUAGAGGCAAGAAAGAAUAAGAAUUCCAUUAAAAUAUAUCACUAAACAGUCAUGUCAAAGAAUGAAGUAUUGGCUAGAUCUAGCAUAUUAUUGAUGGAGAAUAAUAGUAGAAACAAACCAAAGAGGCAAAGAGUGGCUGAAUGGAGCACCCACGUUGGGGUGUUUGUAGCAAUUACCUGACUGAUCUUGUUAAUCCAAGUGGAGAAGCUUUGAAAGUUUGGCAAGAAGAAAGACUUUUUCAUGGAGAUUGGAUGCCGCAGAGCUGUGGUAAGUGUCGAUGUCAGUGAGGAGUUUCUAAUUGGAUUGGAAAUCUAAAUUUGAAACCUUAAGAAAUUCCAAUUUACCAA
Messenger RNA from Rubroshorea leprosula, 777 nucleotides. The record is from the annotation of a GenBank genome assembly. Lineage: Eukaryota; Viridiplantae; Streptophyta; Magnoliopsida; Malvales; Dipterocarpaceae.